Molecule: messenger RNA, 399 nt
Organism: Caenorhabditis remanei
Lineage: Eukaryota; Metazoa; Nematoda; Chromadorea; Rhabditida; Rhabditidae
Exons: 3
Coding region: 1-399 (132 amino acids)
Biological process (GO): protein localization to cilium; centrosome localization; intraciliary transport
Cellular component (GO): centrosome; intraciliary transport particle B; Golgi apparatus
Source: RefSeq, a predicted model, not a curated record
AUGUCCGCAGCCGACGAGCAGCAGCUAGCGAAAUCCGGUCUGUACGUCGACGAUUUCAAUCGUCUCCGAUUGAUUGAUCCGGAAGUCGCUGAGCUCUUGCAGAAUGCUCAAGACAAAUCCGCCGAGUUCAACGACCAGCUCAAAAAUUUCCAAACAACGACGGGCGGUCUCAUCGAUAGUAUUGAGGAGUUCGCCAACGUCGUGGAAACCGAGAAAAUCCGCGCGAUGAUGGUACGGAAUACUCAGGAGCGGGAUCUGGCCGAGGACGAUCCGGUGCUACUUCAGAUGACAAUAAGGGAGUUGACAGUGGAGAAAGAGAGGCUUCGAGUGGAAUUGGAGGCGGUGAGAAAGAUCGAGAAGGAGCAGGAGGAGUGUAUUCAGAUGAUGACUGAACACUGA